AGGCUGGCACAUCGGGGCACAGGCCACGCCACGCCACGCCAUAGGCCAUGAGCAGUCCGCGGCCCCAUCCUGUCCCGCCCCGGUCCUGGCGGGGUCCUGCGCUCAGUGUGCGGGCAGAGACAGCGCUGGACCCGUGGCGGACGGCACCGCAAGCUCCACCAUGUACUUCAAACCACCCCAUCGUACGAAAUGGGAGAUGUUCCAGUCGUUCCUGUACGACGGGCCGUCGGGCCGUGUGUUCGGCAGAACAGGCUCAAGCUGGGCCAAGAUUGGUCUAUUCUACGCCAGUUUCUACGCGGUGUUGGCGUCCAUGUUCGCCAUCAUGCUGUGGGUAUUCUUCCAGACUCUGGACCCGAGGAUACCCCGUUGGCAGCUGACUGGCUCACUGAUCGGCACUAACCCAGGGAUGGGAUUCCGGCCUUUACCCCCCACCUCCAACGUAGACAGCACGCUCAUCUGGUACAGGGGCUCAGACCCGGAGAACUACAAGCUGUGGAGGAACUCGCUUGUUGAAUUCUUGGAAGUUUACAGGAAGCCUGGACUCACGCCGGGUCGCGGACAGAACAUCUACAACUGUGACUACGAUAGGCCACCAGGCAAGGGGCAGGUGUGCGACGUGGACGUGAAGAACUGGGCGCCGUGCACCCAGGAAAACAAUUUCAACUACCACAAGUCUGGCCCCUGCAUCUUCCUUAAGCUCAACAAAAUCUACGGCUGGGUGCCGGAGUACUACAAUGACACCCGCAACCUUCCGGCCGCCAUGCCGAAGGAUCUGAAAGCCCACAUCGACAUGAUGGGUCGCAAUAACAGCCGGAGGCUCAACACGAUAUGGGUGAGCUGCGGGGGAGAGAAUCCGGCGGACUUGGAGAACAUCGGGCCCGUCAAGUACCUGCCGCCUCACCGCGGCUUCCCCGGCUACUUCUACCCGUACGAGAACACCGAGGGCUACCUCAGCCCCCUCAUCGCCGUGCACUUCGAGCGGCCGAGAACGGGAGUCCUGAUUCAGAUCGAGUGCAAAGCGUGGGCCAAGAACAUCGGCUUCGACCGCAAGGAGCGCGUCGGGUCGGUGCACUUCGAGCUGAUGAUCGACUAGGCGUCCGUGUCCAGAGGUCGUCCGUCCGUGUCGGACCGCCUGCACCCGCCCGCCCCUCCUGCCGCGCGAGAAGUCCCUUUUCUAUCACUGCCUCGAACCCUCGUGGACUCUCCCGCGGAUCCCGCCUGCUGUCCAGCGCAGCAGGUGUGACGCAGGCGGGAGGAGCGCUGCAGCAGAUCUCUCCACCCCCGAGCCCUCACCGCCCUUCUUCGGCCCACCCCUCGGCCCCCCGGCAGCGCAAAAGCUUGCGCGACUGGCGCCAGCCAAGGUGCAGCUGUGGAGCCAUGGUGUCGGCCGAGAUGUGUGGGGACAUCCCCGCGUCGAGGCGCCAAACAUGCAAAACGUUUUCCUUCGCCCUGAAACAGGUAGCGUGUGUUCUAUAAGGCACGUUCGGAUGCGUACCGUUUUUAUGUUGUUAUUUUAAAUUCAACGGUACUUCUCCAGCUUUCCCUUUUUCCGUCCUUUUUAAAAUUUGGCUAUACUUACCGAUGAUAAAUACGUCUCGAAAAGUCUCGACAGAGACUAUAAUAAAGACAUGGACCAACCCUGAUGGUAAAUUGAUUCAAUGAAAUUAAGAUUAAAAAUUUCUCCAUAGAAAGGUGCCUCUUAAAAAUCAAGCUAAUAGAACACCUUAGAACAUACGGGAAAACUGCAAACGAAUCUUACUUGACGUUUUUGUUCAUGUUUGUUCUGUUAUCAAAAUUUAUAAUUAACUUAGUGUAAAUAUGGGUAUGAAUUGUACUUCUUGUACUCUUGAAUAAAUCAUUGGGACAAUCUUGUGAUA
Molecule: messenger RNA, 1877 nt
Organism: Frankliniella occidentalis (western flower thrips)
Lineage: Eukaryota; Metazoa; Arthropoda; Insecta; Thysanoptera; Thripidae
Product: sodium/potassium-transporting ATPase subunit beta-2
Exons: 8
Coding region: 161-1093 (310 amino acids)
Biological process (GO): intracellular sodium ion homeostasis; intracellular potassium ion homeostasis; potassium ion import across plasma membrane
Cellular component (GO): sodium:potassium-exchanging ATPase complex
Molecular function (GO): ATPase activator activity
Source: RefSeq, a predicted model, not a curated record